Messenger RNA from Ornithorhynchus anatinus (platypus), 2102 nucleotides. It is a transcript of the gene FAABTP, whose product is annotated as transmembrane protein 19. Gene Ontology annotation, cellular component: membrane. Bases 82 to 1095 code for a protein of 337 amino acids. The transcript has 8 exons. The record is from RefSeq and is a predicted model, not a curated record. Lineage: Eukaryota; Metazoa; Chordata; Mammalia; Monotremata; Ornithorhynchidae.
GGGCAGGUCGGCCCCCGGCCCCUCGUCCAUCUUCCCGACGGCCUCCGCGGCCGGGCAGGGGGUCGGGAGCCGCGCCGGCCCAUGACGGUCCUCCUUCCCGACAGCAUCUGCAAAGAAUAUUUCAAAAUGAUGACCAAUAUAGUCGUUUUGAGCGUCAUCAUCUGCAUUUCUUUAUCCUUCUGGAUCAUCUCUAUGACCGCAAGUACCUAUUAUGGUAACUUACGUCCCGUCUCUCCCUGGCGCUGGUUAUUUUCGGUGGUCGUUCCGGUUUUGAUCGUCUCAAAUGGCUUUAAGAAGAAGAGCUUAGAUCACGGUGGAGCUUUGGGAGGACUUGUUGUUGGUUUCAUCCUAACCAUCGCUAAUCUGAGUUUUUUCACCGCUUUGCUGAUGUUUUUCCUUUCUUCCUCAAAACUCACUAAAUGGAAGGGCAAAACAAAGAAAUUGAUAGAUUCCGAGUAUAAAGAAGGUGGACAGAGGAAUUGGAUUCAGGUUUUCUGUAACGGAGCGGUGCCCACCGAAUUGGCCCUGCUGUAUAUGAUUGAAAAUGGGCCCGGGGAAAUUCCGGUCGAUUUUACCAAACAGUAUACUGCAUCGUGGAUGUGCUUGUCCCUUUUGGGAGCGUUGGCUUGCUCCGCCGGAGAUACCUGGGCUUCUGAAGUUGGUCCCGUCCUGAGUAAAAGCCAGCCGAGGCUGAUAACAACGUGGGAGAAAGUUCCAGUCGGGACCCACGGCGGGAUCACCUUAGUGGGCGUCAUCUCGAGCCUCCUCGGUGGCACGUUCGUGGGCGUGGCCUAUUUUCUCGCCCAGCUGGUUUUCGUGAACGAUUUGGACAUUUCAGCUCCCCAGUGGCCACUCGUGGCAUUCGGCGCUCUGGCGGGAUUACUAGGGUCGGUCCUCGACUCCUACUUGGGAGCGACAAUGCAGUUCACCGGUCUGGAUGAAAAAACCGGCCUCGUCGUCAACCAUCCUAGAAAUGCUGUGAGACACAUCUCUGGGAAACCGAUCCUCGAUAACAAUGCAGUGAAUCUCUUUUCUUCCGUACUCAUCGCUCUGUUGCUUCCUAGUGUAGCCUGGGCGUUCUGGCCCCGAGAGUGAGCCGCGUUUAAUCUUUCUAAUCCGAAACCAUGGUUCACGUUGGGAGUAGGCAGCGUAAGGAAGAGAAGAAUCCCUGUCCAGCGGAUAGUCACGGGAAUAUCAGGGACCGGAAGGUCUUCUGGAAUCGAGUAGUUAUUUCUAACUCGAAGCACCCUUAAAGCGCUCUCCCUCCGUCUCCUCUUGCUUUCCUUCCUCUCCCUCAUCGUCCUCUUCAGGUUUCCUUCUAUCACCAUCUCUUUUUUUAAUCAUCGCUUCAUCACCCCGCACCCCUCCAAGUAUCGGAUCACCUUAAGACCCUCAUCCCCCCUCCCAAUAUAAAAGAAUUGCGAUUGGUCUGGUCUGGAGAAGUUUUGUGUGUGUGUUGUUUUUUUUUAAUUUGACAUUGAGUUCAUACAACCAAAGCUAGGUUAAAGAUUCUUAAACUGUGUUCCCUGAUUAUUUUUUUUUUUGCAGUUUCCAAUUUACCUUAGCGAUCUUCAGAAUGUAACCAUACUAGGGGCUGCUUCUGAACCCUUCUUUUUUCUACCCCUUCCAUAAAAAGUUCAUCCCCAGGAUGCGGUUUCAUCACUUCCGAAUUGGUAGGUUUUUAAAACAUCCAUAUGCCCUUUCCCUCUGGGUGUCUUUUGUUUGUUUUUUAAGGGUGAGUUUGUUCUGGGUGGGGAAAGGGGCCGCUAAUUCUGUUGUAUUCUACCCUCCCAAGCACGGCACUAACCACUGGGGUAGAUAGCAAUUGAAACUGACUCCUCUGCCCGAGUCCUCCAGAGAUCUCGCUGACAGAACGUUUUGUUCCUCUCCCUCCGCAGUUCCCCCAGUAGUCAUGUUGCCUCUGACCUUUGGUUUACCGCAUUUUGUCAUCCAUACCACAUCCCUCUGCCUCCCUGAGUUUCAACCUGUUCAAACUGUAGGGGGUUUCUUUCAUCUCCUCUACUGUGCAUCACUCCUGCUGAACCCGACUCCAGGGCUUAUGUAAAAUUACCCCUUAUGAUAAUAAAUCCUUUCCAUUCUAA